CAACAUCCAACAACAUCAUUUGCACCGCGCCGGACGGACCCAGUAGCCCGAAUGGAAUCCCAAAAUGAUAUAUUUUUGAGUGCCUACGACCUGGAACAGGUGAUGGGUACUUUGCCAAGCUUAGUCCUGAACUGACUACACACAGUGCACAAACACGCCCACCAUGUCUGCAAACCAAAUCAAGAUUGUCUUCGGAAGUGCCUCCUUCGUUGCGGCCACCGAAGCCGUCGUCAAGGCGUGGUUGCCCGCCAUCGAGGAAGUCGGCAUCAAGAACAUCAACACGGCGCAGUGCUACGGUCUGUCAGAAGAGCUACUGGGCAAGGCCGGCGCCGCUUCCAAGUUCACCAUCGACACCAAGCAAGACGGGGGUUUCGGCCAGAAGCCCGCCACCAAGGACCACGUCAUCCAGUCCGGCGAGCAGAGUCUGCAGAAGCUGAAGACCGACGCGGUCGACGUGUACUGCCUCCACACGCCCGACCGGCGCAUCCCCUGGAAGGAAACCCUCAGCGGCGCCAACGAGCUGUAUAAACGAGGCGCCUUCCGUCGUCUGGGCCUGUCCAACUUCCUCCCGCACGAAGUCGAAGAAGUCAUCGCCCUGGCCAAGGAGAACAACUUCGUGGUCCCGUCCGUCUUCGAGGGCAACUACAGCGCCGUCGCCCGGCGCGCCGAGACCGAGCUCUUCCCGGUGCUGCGCAAGCACAACUUGGCCUUUUAUGCCUACAUCCCCAUCGCCGGUGGGUUUCUGGCCAAACUGACCAGCGGCGGCGCAGAGGGCCGCUUCGGCGACAAGAACCCGCUCGCGCCCGUGUACAAUGCCAUGUACAACCGGCCCAGCUUUGUUGCGGCGCUGGAUGAAUGGGAUCAGACCGCCCGGGACGAGGGCGUGUCGCGCGCAGAGCUGGCAUAUCGCUGGAUUGUGUACCACUCGAAACUGCGCGGGGACUUGGGUGAUGCCGUGAUUGUGGGCGCCAGGAAGCAUGAGCAGUUGAGGGAGACGGUCGUGGCUAUGAAGAAGGGCCCUUUAAGUGACGAUGCGGUGAGACGAAUUGAUGGCGUGUGGGAGAGUGUGAAGGCGGACGCUUUGUUGGAUACCUGA
Molecule: messenger RNA, 1096 nt
Organism: Parathielavia appendiculata
Lineage: Eukaryota; Fungi; Ascomycota; Sordariomycetes; Sordariales; Chaetomiaceae
Product: aflatoxin B1 aldehyde reductase member 3
Exons: 3
Coding region: 164-1096 (310 amino acids)
Molecular function (GO): oxidoreductase activity
Source: RefSeq, a predicted model, not a curated record